CCAUCAACAAACUGGACCUCAGAGAUUGAGAAUAGGAUGCCAUCAAAGUUCAUGUACAUGUAGAGGUAGACAGACGUAUACUUUUGGCAAUUUGUGUCUCAGUCCUCAGUAGGUAGAGUCUGCUUUGACCCUUCCUGUAAAGAGCAUUAUUGUUGUGAUUCUAGUUCAAUUUAAUGUUCAGGUGAAUAUUUAUCAGAGUUCACUAUCUCAGUGUCUGUUCCCGUGGCAGCUCCUUGGUUAUCCCCGCGUUGAUCAAGAAAUAAAAUCGGGCAAACUUACCAAAGUAUUAAUUUGUAUAAAUCUAAUUAAUUAAAAAUGUAUAAAAAUAUAAAAACAAACUUCGGAUUAUCAAGGAAAUCGCAAGUCAUUUUCCAGCUGUUGAUCAGUUUAAAUGCUUUUUGGUGACAUCUGGUGGUUGCAAUCUGGAACUACAACCCACUAUUUGAACGUCACAAUACGUCAUCAGGAAGUCCUCUGACUCCAAAGGCAGCAUCAUGGCAGACAACACAGACACACAUGGCGAGGAGAUGCCUGAACUCUCUGAAGGAGAUGAUGAUGUGGACGAUGAUGACGAGCAAUGGCAGUGGAUGGAGGAGGAGAGACAGACAGUUACCUGCUUGUUCUGUGACAAGUUGUUGGACUCUGUUUCUGCAACCCUUCAGCAUUGCACAGCUGAACACCAGCUCAGCCUUGUAAACGUAGUAAGAAAACACAGUUUAGAUGACUACGGUUACAUAAAAAUGAUCAAUUUCAUUCGCUCUACAAAAUGUGGUCCAUCCUGCCUGAUGGAGCUGUCUGAGGGUCCCUUACCCUGGGACAGUGAAGACUUUCUGAGACCAGUCGUUCAGGACGACCCACUGCUUCAGACAGACCCGGAGGAGCUGUGUGGCAGGGAGGACAUGUGCUCAUCAUCCAGGGCUGAGCCCUGUGAUAAACUGGUCCGGAGAGCCCUGGCAGCUGAAGAAAGAGCUCAUCGCUCAGAAGAGGCGUUGACCAGAGCCAUGGAGGAUCUGCACAAACUAAAGCUCCUCGCUCAGGAUUUGGUGCUGAACGCAGAAACCAGCAAAUCUGGUAACCUGGGUGCUGUCGCCGAGCUGCGGGAGGAUGAGGAUGAGGCCUACUUUAGCUCUUAUGGCCAUUAUGGCAUCCACGAAGAGAUGCUGAAGGAUAAGGUGCGGACAGAGACCUACCGCGACUUUAUGUACAGCAACCCAGAAGUGUUCAGGGACAAGGUGGUGCUUGAUGUAGGUUGUGGGACCGGCAUACUGUCCAUGUUUGCUGCCAGAGCUGGGGCCAAAAAGGUGAUUGCAGUGGACCAGUCAGAGAUCAUCUAUCAGGCAAUGGACAUAGUCAGGUCCAAUCAGCUGGAGAACAUUAUCACUCUGAUCAAAGGUCGCAUUGAGGAUAUCAAGCUUCCUGUGGAAAAGGUUGACAUCAUCGUUUCAGAAUGGAUGGGCUACUUCUUGCUUUUUGAAUCCAUGUUGGACUCUGUCCUGUAUGCCAGAGACCUUUACUUAGCUGAUGGUGGUUCAGUGUACCCAGACCUUUGUAACAUCAGCCUGGUCGCUGUGGGAGAUGCACAGAAGCACCAAGAUCGCAUUGCAUUCUGGGAUGAUGUAUAUGGCUUCAAUAUGGCAUGCAUGAAGAGGGCUGUGGUGCCUGAGGCUGUGGUGGAAGUAGUGAAUGCAGAGACAUUCAUCUCUGAACCUGCAGUCAUACAGACAUUGGACUGUAACACAGUGUGCCUGUCAGAGCUGGAGUUUACUGCAGAUUUCUUCCUAAAGAUAACAAAAACCACAGAAUGCACGGGAAUUGUCGGCUACUUUGACAUUUUCUUUGACAAAGGCUGCAGCAACAAGGUCAUGUUCUCCACAGGUCCUCAAGUUACAAAGACUCACUGGAAACAGACACUCUUCCUUCUAGAGAAGCCCAUGGCUGUUAAAGCAGGAGAAGAGCUCCGGGGAAAUAUCAGCGUGCGUAAAAACAAGAAAGAUCCUCGCUCACUCUUUGUCACCUUUGACCUUCCAGACAGGAAGCAGACUUAUAGCCUCCAAUGAUGUCAGCCACCAUAUUGUCCAUGUAAUGAAUUGUAGCCCCCAUUUUUUAUUGACAAUUAAUGUACUGGCGCCUGUGAGAAGAAAAUGAAGGACAGAGUUUGAUAAUUUAGUCAUUGGCCUUGUCUACUUUUUUGUAAUAAUUAUUUACAUGGUUUUCAAUCUCUGCGCCCUUGUAAACAGUUAUUAUAAUAAAGGAGUUGAAAUGGA
Messenger RNA from Girardinichthys multiradiatus, 2264 nucleotides. It is a transcript of the gene prmt3, whose product is annotated as protein arginine methyltransferase 3. The record is from RefSeq and is a predicted model, not a curated record. The coding region runs from base 495 to 2057 and encodes 520 amino acids. Gene Ontology annotation, molecular function: protein-arginine N-methyltransferase activity. Gene Ontology annotation, cellular component: nucleus. The transcript has 16 exons. Lineage: Eukaryota; Metazoa; Chordata; Actinopteri; Cyprinodontiformes; Goodeidae. Gene Ontology annotation, biological process: peptidyl-arginine methylation.